Messenger RNA from Condylostylus longicornis, 3543 nucleotides. RefSeq lists its product as uncharacterized. The coding region runs from base 75 to 3401 and encodes 1108 amino acids. Lineage: Eukaryota; Metazoa; Arthropoda; Insecta; Diptera; Dolichopodidae. The record is from RefSeq and is a predicted model, not a curated record. Gene Ontology annotation, molecular function: oxidoreductase activity, acting on paired donors, with incorporation or reduction of molecular oxygen; heme binding; monooxygenase activity. The transcript is spliced from 13 exons.
AAAAAUUUGGCAUUUCCUUUUCAAAAAAAAGUUUAGAAGAUUUCUUGUGGCAUAAAAUUGAUUUACGAUGUAAAAUGGCAACACAUGCAGCAUUAAAAGAAUUAGUUGAGAAUCACAACGAAACUAAUUUAAAUUCAAAAUUUGAAACUGAAUGGGAAACAGCAAAGCCAUAUGAAAAAAUCCCGGGGCCAACACGAGUUCAAUUAUUAAGGUGGUUUAUGCCUGGAGGAAAAUAUCACAACAUUUCACUUCAAAAAGUCCAUAAACUGAUGUAUAAGGAAUAUGGGGUUAUAUUAAAAAUGCCCGGAUUUCUAGGAAAACGUGACGUUGUAUUAACAUUUGAUCCUAUCGAUUUUGAAAAAGUAUUUCGAACUGAAGGUACUUGGCCUGUUCGUCGUGGAUUAGAUAUUAUUGCAUAUUAUAGAAUAAUAAAACAGAAAGAACUUUUUGAAGGAGCUGAAGGAUUAACAGCUGUGAAUGGAGAACCGUGGGCUAAAAUCAGAACACUAGCAAAUCCUGUAGUAAUGCAACCAAAAACCGUUCGAUUUUACGUUGAUCGUAUGGAUAAUGUAGCAUCACAAUUUAUUAAGAAAAUACGUUCAAUACGUGAUCAGAAAACUUUGGAGGUUCCGGAAAAUUUUAUUCAAGUGAUUAAUAGCUGGACUAUGGAAUCAGUAUGCGUUGUGGCUUUAGAUAAAAAUUUAAAUUUGUUAUCGGAUCCAUCUAGUAAUUCAGACGCAAGACUUUUAAUGGAUUCAAUGUCAGUUUUUUUUGAAAUGCUCUAUGAAUUGGAUGUGAAGCCAUCAUUUUGGAAAUAUUUUCCAACGAAAAAUUUUAAUAAAAUGAUGGAAGCUUUCGAUAAUGUUACAAAUAUUUCUAUAAAAUAUAUUGAUGAAGCUAUGGAAAAAUUAAAGAAUAAAAAGGACUUAGAUUCUGGUAAAAGAGAAGAAAGUGUUUUAGAAAAAUUAUUGAAAAUUAAUAGAAAAGUUGCUAUAACGAUGGCUAUGGAUUUAAUGUUGGCUGGAAUUGAUACCACAACCUCAGCAUUUUCGGCUUGCUUAUUGUGCUUAGCUAAAAAUCCACAAAAACAGGAAAAAUUGAGAAAGGAAAUUUUGAAAAUCUUACCAAAUAAAGAUACACCAAUAACAAAUUCCAAUUUGUGUAAUUUACCAUAUUUGCGAGCAUGUAUUAAGGAAAGCUUAAGAAUUCAUCCAGUAACGGUUGGUAACUUUCGAACAACUGGACAGGAUUUGGUACUAAGCGGAUAUAGGAUACCAAAAGAUACUGAUAUAGCUAUGCCAACUGCAAUACUAUAUGAAGAUGAAGAUUAUUUUGUUGAAAGCAGAAAAUUUAUUCCAGAAAGAUUUUUGCGUAAAGAUCAAUACGUUGAUGAUGAAUGUCCUUUCUCGCAUGGUUCUGGUAAAUCAACAAAUCCAUUUUCUUAUUUACCCUUUGGUUUUGGACCAAGAAUGUGUAUUGGAAGAAGGCUUGUUGAUCUGGAACUCGAAAUUACAUUGUCUAAAAUUAUAAGAAAUUUUAAAGUUGAAUUUGAUUAUUCUGAUGAGAAUUUCUUUAAAACUAAUAUUAUAAAUGUUCCAAAUGUACCAUUGAAAUUUAAAUUUAUUGAUAUUGAAUAUCAUAAUAACAAAAUGAUGCUAGUAAAUUCGCCAGCACAUCUAAAUUCGACAAGAUUGCGAAUUCGCCAUACACGCCUAUUAAUUUCAUCAUUAACAAUCGCAUUUUUUGAAAACCGUAAUAAAACAAAAAAAAACAAAAUGCUUAAUAGUUCAAAAUUAUUAAGCAAUUUAAAAUUCGAGUAUAAAUUUAUAAACAGUGCAAAUGGCUUUAGUUUUAAAAGAUUAUUAUCGGCUCAGGCUGCAAUAAAAAAACAAACUGAAGAUGAAAAUUUGACAGAUUUUCAAAAUGAAUGGAAUGCGGCAAAACCAUUUGAAGAACUUCCACGACCGACAAAAUUACAACUAAUUAAAUGGUUCUUACCAGGAGGACUUGUUGCAAAUAAACCACUUCAUGUUUUUCAUAAAUUAUUACAUGAUAAUUUUGGAGAAAUUCUAGUAAUACCAGGAUUAUUUGGAAAAAAAGAUUUGGUUUUAACAUUUGAUCCAGAUGAUUUUAGAAAAGUAUUUCGACAUGAAGGAAUUUGGCCGAAUCGACCUGGAUUAGAUUCUAUGAGUCAUUAUAGAAGAGAUUUACGAAAAGAUAUUUAUGAAGGAGCAGAAGGAUUAACAACAUCAUUUGGUGAAGAAUGGGGUCGACUACGAAGUAUUGCAAAUCCAGUACUUAUGCAACCAAAAACGAUUAAAAUUUAUGUUAAUCGUAUGAAUGAUGUUGCAUCAGAUUUUCUUGAAAAAAUUCGUCUUAUCCGUGAUCCGUCUACACUAGAAGUGCCUGAUGAUUUUGGUGAAAUUAUAACUAAUUGGACUUUAGAAUCGGUUUGUGUUGUGGCUUUGGAUACUAAAUUAAAUUUAAUAAAAGAUCCGUCAAAGCAUCCAGAUGCAUUAAAACUUAAAGAAGCAUUGAGAGUAUUUUUUGAUGUAGUAUUUGAUCUUGAUUUUAAACCGUCUCUAUGGAAAUAUGUUGCAACGCCAAAAUAUAAUAAGUUUAUUAAAGCUAUGGACACUUUGACAGAUAUAACACAGAAAUAUGCUGAAGAAGCAUACAUGAGAUUGCAAAAUAAUAAAGUUGAUGACAGAGAUUUGAGUGAAAGAAGUGUUUUAGAACGUCUUUCAAAAAUGGAUCAAAAAUUUGGAAUAACUAUGGCUAUGGAUCUUCUUUUCGCUGGUGUUGACACGACUUCGUCAGCAUUUACAGCUAUUUUAGCAUCUUUAGCUAAAAAUCCUGAUAAGCAAGAAAUUCUUAGAAAAGAAAUUUUAAAUAUUUUACCAGAAAAAGAUACUCCAAUGACUAGUGAAAGAUUAAAAAAUUUACCAUAUUUACGUUCAUGUAUUAAAGAAGGUUUGAGAAUUCAUCCUGUUACAGCUGGAAAUAUUCGCCAAGUACCAGAAGCAUUAGUUUUAGGAGGAUAUCGUAUACCUAAGAAUACACAAGUUUUCAUGCCUUUUACAUUACUUUAUAAAGAUAAUUCACAUUUCAUUGACAGUUCGAAGUUUAUUCCAGAAAGAUGGCUUCGGGAAAUGGAAGACGGAUGUCCAUAUUCAGGUGGCAAAGGAAGAUCUUCUAAUCCUUUUACAUAUUUACCUUUUGGAUUUGGUCCAAGAAUGUGUGUAGGUAAACGGCUUGUAGAUAUGGAAUUGGAAAUUGCUUUAUCAAAAAUUAUUCGAAAUUUCAAAGUAGAAUUUAAUUAUCCAGUUGACAAUUUAUUCAGAUCAAAUGUGAUUAAUAUUCCGAACAUUCCAUUGAAGUUCAAGUUUAUUGAUUUAUAAGAAGUUAAGUGAAGAAAAAUUUUUAUUUUUGUAUUUUAAUCAAGAACUAAUGCUGUAAAUUUAUGAAAAAAUUCUUGUCAAAACAUAACCAAUGCUAUAUGUAAAAUGUAAAUUAUAUGAUUUAAGAAAUUUUCGCUGUGUG